AUGUUGGGGUUUGUUGGAAAAGAAAUAAAAAUAGUGAAAACGAUAGCAAGUCCUUACGUAGCUGACUUACAUGGUUUCAUGGCGAUCUAUGUAUAUUGCGAUAUUGUGCAACCUCAAAUUGUCGGAAAUACCAGUGCCAAAUUACUCAAAAGCAUUCCCGUCAAGGGAAAGUUGGGUGAUGUCAUUACUAAAACGUCCACCAACAUACAAUACGUUUCAGUCCAAACCAAAUUAUUUGAAGAUGUGGAAAUUGUUUUAUGGAACGACACAGGCAAUCCAGUGCCAUCUGAACGUGGGAAG
Messenger RNA from Paramuricea clavata, 300 nucleotides. Lineage: Eukaryota; Metazoa; Cnidaria; Anthozoa; Malacalcyonacea; Plexauridae. The record is from the annotation of a GenBank genome assembly.